AUGGUGGAAUCAAGUACAUCACCUAUCACUCCUGAUCUUCAAGACUUGGCCCGGAGAUAUCAAGAGUUGUUGGAUGAGAGGAGACGUAGACAGAAUGAAGUGAGGGAUUGGAUUGCUUCCGUCGAGUCUGCAGGGGCGCCUGACCCGAUGAGAAUGUACGAGCCGCCAGAGAUAGUGAGAAAUAAGAAAGACGGCGACGGAGUCCUGAAGGAAGGCGGACAUCAGGGAUCUGAUGAAGAGGACAAGACUUGGUUACUGAGAGUCAUGGAAGAGUCGUCCUCAGGAAACCGUGUUCAGAAGAAAUCACCUUCCCCCUCCUUGUCAUCAUCCCAAGACUUGGAUCGACCCUCAUAUUCAAAAGAGCCAUUCUAUCCUCCCAAAGGUAAGGGAGACCCGAAAGAAGGACUCAACACGGCCGUUUCCUCGCCUAGGUCGAGGAGUCCACCGAACGAAAUAACAUGGGACGCGGAGGAGAGGGACGAGGAGGAGGGGGACGAGGAGGGGGACGAGGAGGGGGACGAGGAGGGGGACGAGGAGAAGGGUGCUGAUAGGCAUGGGACAGGAGAUGAUAACCUGCAGAAGUUAUUGGAUUUAUUGAGAGGAGAUUGUGCAAGCUCUGAAUCGAGUGAUGAAGAAGGCAAUAGUGGACAUGUCCCCAAUGUUCUUUCCACCUCUCAAUCACCUAAUGGGCCCCUUGAUGAUAAUGGGAUGCACCGUCCCGACCUUGAAGAACCCACCGCGGUCGUUUCUUCUAUGUUGAUGAGUCCACCGAAUAGAAUGGAUGGGGGUGAGGAGGAGGGGGACGAGGAGGGGGACGAGGAGGAGGACGAGGAGGAGGACGAGGAGAAGGGUGCUGAUAGCCAUGGGACAAGAGCUGAUAACCUGCAGACAUUAUUGGAUUUAUUGAGAGGAGAUGUCACACGCUCUGAAUUGAGUGAUGAAGGCAAUAGUGGAGAUGCUCGCAAUGCUCAACCACUUGCUCGGCCCCUUGAUAAUAAUGGGGUGCACCGUCCCGACCUUGAAGAUGGCCUAGGCUUGGAGGGUGUCGACAAGAAUCGACCAUUAAGAGAUCCAAUUGACUCAGAAAGUGAUGGUUGGCAAUAUGAUGGCACAUCCUUUUCCCCGGAAGAAAUCCGGCGCAUUUGGGAGGAGCUUGGAGAUGCAGCGACCUUCUCUCCAUCAAAGCCUGAAGAUGAUCUCGAUCCCAAGGAUCUGAAAACGUCUCUAGAGGCCCUCACUCCUGAAACACCCUUUAAAGACGACAAUGAGAACGGUGUCCGUUCAGUUUCUCAUUUGCAUGGGGAGGAAGUUGACUCAGAAGAGUCAGAUUGUGAAGAUGUUUUCUCAGAUUGCAGUAGUUCUCUCAAACCCAACUUGGACUUGGACCUUUCAUCAAGUCCAUCCAGUCCGUUCAGUCUCCCAUCCAUGUCAUCUUCCUUCAGUCCAGACACACCCAUGUUGCAUUUACCUCCAGUCUUAUCGGAGGAUCAGGACAAAAAUGGUUCUCUGGGGUUUAUGGACAACGAGAUUCAACAAGGUGAUUCGAUGAGUGAACUAGAGAUUGACUUUGGAUCAAAUUCACCUUCCACCAAAUCGAUAGAUCCUUCUUCACCUACCGCAAAGCGAGGUGGAGUAAUGAUGGAAGAAGUACCUGAACCAAAACAAGAACCCGGACAUUGGCCAGAUGACAGGCCAACCAUAACAUUAUCACACCGAGAAAUGACUGAUCGUCUAGGUAAAUGGGCUGAAAGAAAUUCAUCUAUUAUCACUUGGAAAGAUUACGCAUAUGAUCUUGAUUCCCAACUUGGUCAUGGAACUCAUACCAUCCCUCAAUCUGGAAGUGGAAAAGACAAGUUGAAUGAAGAAUGGAUAUCGAAAUAUAGGGAUCCUACAAAGGCAGCUGAACUUGUUUCAUUAGCUACUUUGGCGGAUGCUAUAUAUAAUUUCAAAAUGGAAAUGGACUCCAUGGGCUAUCCGAUUUCAGGUCGGUUUCAAGGUGGGAAUGUUAAUGCUUUGGAGAAUGCCUUGGAUGAUACGGAUGAAUCGGUGACAAAAGUGGUCAGGAAGUUGAUGGAACAUACAUAUGGGUGGAAGGUUGAUGAAGGGACUGUAAAAAGAAUUACUGAACCGUUCAAAGAUGUUUAUUUCCCUUAG
This is a messenger RNA of Tremella mesenterica DSM 1558, 2154 nucleotides long. RefSeq lists its product as uncharacterized. The record is from RefSeq and is a predicted model, not a curated record. NCBI's taxonomy places the organism in Eukaryota, Fungi, Basidiomycota, Tremellomycetes, Tremellales, Tremellaceae. Bases 1 to 2154 code for a protein of 717 amino acids. The transcript has a single exon.